UGCUUACUCUCCGUAAAUAAUCUCUUGACAGGCCUUCCCAAACGUAACCAAGUUCCUAAAUCACCUGUAAUUCCUUCGGUAGGGCCUGUAUUAAUGUCGAAAACCAAAGCCAUUGCUUUAAUGAGAGAAAUUCCUGCUGUAGUUGUCUCGGCUGGGCACACGCAAAAAACAGUGAAGGUGCGAGUAGGCUUGAAGCAAUUGAAUAACCCUAUCAAAAAUAUCUCUCUUCUCAAGUAUUCUGGCCGGCAGCAAACUCAACUAGUCCACGAUCCAAACAACUCGCUCCGCAUCGGGGACAUUAUCGCGAUAACUGGUGGCUCAUGGGUCUCCAAAGAUGUGCAGUACACUGUCGAUAGAAUUAUCGUGCCAUUUGGUCCUCCCCUUGAGGAAAGACCACCUGUCCCGACCAUUAUGGAGCGGCUUGCCGUCAGAGCAGAAAAACGCCGACUUAAGAAGGAGCGGCAAAGCCCUACAGGCCACACAUAUCAUGACAAUCAAAGACGCUAG
Messenger RNA from Blumeria graminis f. sp. triticale, 507 nucleotides. Lineage: Eukaryota; Fungi; Ascomycota; Leotiomycetes; Helotiales; Erysiphaceae. The record is from the annotation of a GenBank genome assembly.